This is a messenger RNA of Drosophila subobscura, 987 nucleotides long. RefSeq lists its product as uncharacterized. The coding region runs from base 457 to 804 and encodes 115 amino acids. NCBI's taxonomy places the organism in Eukaryota, Metazoa, Arthropoda, Insecta, Diptera, Drosophilidae. The transcript has 3 exons. The record is from RefSeq and is a predicted model, not a curated record.
AACUGCCUAACUGCAGGAGCACGGGUUGGCCCUAUUUGAAAAGAAAGGAGUGUGAGAGCGAGUUAGUUUGUCGUUUGUUCAGUGGUUCAUAUUGAGCGGCUCACAUAUUUACAUAUGUAGAUUGUCCAAUGGUCGUAUUACACUACAUUUUUACACUAAUCUAGUCUAAGUGUUGGUAACUGUUUCCCCAGGCCAAAUAAGACGCCGUGAUUGUGUACUGAAAAUUAGAAAGUCAUUGAAGUAGUCAUCUGGCCAAGGACAAAGCGACGAGAAGGAAAUAAAUUUCUCCAUUUUUUGCUGCAAACCGGCCGUCAACCAGACUAGACUUUUAGAGCUUUUAAAUCGUUUCUCUUGCUGUCCUGCUUGUCCCUUCAAUCGUUGGAGACGUUAUGCCUGAACGUCUCAAGCGAUUGCAAGGGCAAGCCGGACACCACGACAAACGGUCUGAAGGCUAUAAUGUCUGCCCUGGUUGAAUGGUUGGUGGGAAAGGCAAAUCAUCGAUUGCCACUGACUCCUCAGGCAGCGUCUAACGCUAUUUAUCAGAGCAAGCCAGGUCCGUCGCUUGGUUCACACAAAUGGCAUGUCCUGACGGCAGUUGUGUUGCCUGGAAGCUUCUGGAACAUAUGUAUUCACCCGUACACUGUAAUGAGACGCCAGAUGGCCUGGAAGAAUCUAGAAAUCCAAGCAGAACCUGCAACGAGCAGCAAUAUCCUUGACCAUGCUGGUCUCCUGAACGCUGCCUUUCCCGAGGACUGUUUUGCCAUGAGGUUCCGCAGCAAGCCACUGCACCGCUCGACAAAAUGAAGUACAACACAGCCAGAACAAAGCAUCUAAUUAGGUUUAUGCCAUCCACCAGUCAUGUUUACCAGUGUAUGGAAGCGCCUUAACGCUGCCUUGUAUCGGAAUAUCACAUUUGAGGCUGCAAUAAACUAAAGAAGAGUCGAGUAUUUGUAAUCUGAUUGCGUUUCCGUUCGAAAAGAACACCCA